ACCGCUGCGCGGCGGCGAUGCGGAAGUAAAACCCCACUGAGGAAGCUGACAGCCGACUUGCAAAAAAGGCCGGAGUUUAGCUUCAAUUCUUGAGCUUUUCUGUCACAACAGUCACCAAAAUGUCGAAGAAUACAGUGUCUGCCCGCUUUAGAAAAGUGGACGUGGAUGAAUACGACGAGAACAAGUUUGUGGACGAAGAGGACGGCGGAGAGAACCAGCUGGGUCCUGACGAGGCGGAGGUGGAUUCGCUCAUCAGACAAGGAAAUUUCAUGGAGGCUUUACAUGCAGUUCUGAAGAACCCGCCCAUCAACACAAAGAACCAGAAUGUCAAGGAUCAUGCUGAGGGUCUGGUGCUGAAAGUGCUCAGUGCCUUUAAGAGCAGCGACAUUGAGAAAGCAGUGCAGUCCCUUGACAAGAAUGGGGUCGACCUGCUGAUGAAAUACAUCUACAAAGGCUUUGAGAGGCCGUCAGAAAACAGCAGUGCUGUUCUGCUGCAGUGGCAUGAAAAGGCACUGGCGGCUGGCGGAGUGGGCAGCAUCGUUCGGGUCCUAACAGCGAGGAGAACUGUGUAAAAGAGGACCGGUUCAGUGCUGUACAUGUAAACUCACACACGGCAUAUGGACUCAAAGAAAAAACAGACGUUUAACCCAAUGAGAACCAGUUUAAGGCUCGACUUGAUCACAUCAAAUCUGGAUCACAUUUGGUUUAAAAAGAAAAAAGCAAAAAAACUCCCUACUAAACCCUCACAGGCUGCAACAGACGGUUCCACCAGGUCUGUGCUGCAUCCAUUUAUCCCCCCCUGCUGCAUUUCAUUCACGUGCUCUCGUUCCGUACACAGCACCCUCCCUCUAAAUUACUCAUUCUUCGUUUCUAGCACAGGAAGGUUCAGCUUUGUUUCUCUCAGGAAAAAUCUUUCUUUCACCUCGCACGCUCGUAUUCUCUGUGCGGAAUCGUCUCAGUGAAUCCACUUUAGCGGCGGGAGUCUCCUGAAAAGUACAGUCACAGAUGGACGGUUGCUAUUAACCCUGGGGGAGUGGGUUGACAUCUUCCAUCCAUUCUGCCACUCUGUCUGCCCAAAUACAGGAUUAUUACCCAUAAUGCAGCUCAGGCUGCUAUCCUCAUCACCACUUUUUACUAAUCCAUUUUUGCCAUUCUUUUAAUCCUGCAGAGGGCACUAAUGUUCUCUGCUUGUACUCUUUAUGGGAGCUGCAGCUUUAGUAAAUUGGGAUACUGAUUGCAAAUGUUUAAAGGAAAUAAAAAUGACUUAGAAUCACACACACACUUUGCAGUAAAAACUAAUUUUGACUUUCUGCUGAAUCAAAGCAAAGAUUUGGUAGGGGUUUUUUUGUUGCAAAUUUGGUGUGCUGGAUCCACCCCUUUUAUAUACUGUGGCCUCUGUAAGCAGAAAUCUGUAACUGUUAAAAAAAAAAAAAUCAUGUGCAUGAUUCCAGUUCUGUCAGGCUUUUCAUACAUGUCUUUUGUACGUUAUUUGUGUUUUUCCACAAAGGGCAAAAAAAAAAAAUUCUUGUGUUAAAUUCAUGGUGUAGGAUUUUUCUACCAUUCUUCCAUUCAGUGUUGUCUUGCAGGAGGGAGAUGUCGUGUUACUCCAUUUAUAUGAAUGUCAGAUUUUUUUUUUUUUUUAAUAAAGAGGUAAUCCAGAUUACUUUUGUCUGCCUUAUCAGGUAGAUUACUUCUGUUGCCAAACGCUUAAUUUUGCUUUCACUGGAAAACUGUCCCUUACAUUGUCAAUUUAACCACAUCUUUAUUAAAGAAAAACUAAGUCCUAAUUAGCAUACAGAGACCUAAAUCCUCAGCUCCAUUAUGUAAUUUCACUGGAAUUUUGUGGAGAUUAUUAAAAAUGUACAUUUUCGGAAUGUGCAUACAAUAGACAAUCAGAAGCUGGAUGAUUGUGUUUUCCAGGGAGGCUUCAUGGUGGCCAUUUUGAAUUCGUAAAAAAUGGUGGCUUAAAAUUGUGGUAUUUCAAUAUUUUGGCUUCUAGAUAGCCUAGGACCUUGAGUCCAGUGGCUAAAUACACAUUUUCGGGGCCAAAGAAUCCAGUGGUGGUAAGUACGAAAACUGUACAUGCGGGCAGAGUCAUGUUUAUGGGUGUACAUCUUGGAUUUGUAUAUGGGGAAAAUCCACCAUUUUAACCUGCCAUCUUUAAAAAUCCAAGAUGGCUGACAUCAUGGCUUCCAGCAAAAUGGAAUCAUGCAUUUUCUCAUUGGGUAUAUUGCAGGUAAUUUUCAAAAAUGUAUCAUUUUACUCAUGUCCACAAAAUUCUUGCUAAUACCUGAACAUGGUGAACCUGACAAAAAGCAAAGUGCAUCACAGUUCAGUAGGUCACUUUGAAACAUAAAAUUCAGUGUUUUGUCAUUACCCAUAAUGCAAUAUCUUGCUAGUGUAACAGUGGCACUUGGGUUUUGGUCUGGUGGUUAGAAUACCUGCCUCCCAUGUUGGUGAUUCUGAGUUCAAGUCCAGAAAGGGGCAGAAGGGGUUCACCUUUUCAGUGGUAAUGUUUCUGAUCUUUCAGCAAUGUGACUAUCUUAACAUCGGCCGAGCUUAGACGACUGUCAGCAACACAAACUGCAACUAUUCGUAGGUUCUCCUCAUCGCAUUUUUGCUUGAAUACUUAAUGGAUGGAAUACAACUCUUCCAACAUUUUGCAUGCAUGGAUGGUUCCGUAGCAAUGCAUUGCAUUAUGGGUAGUGAUGAAAGACAGAAUUGCUCCCUUCCUGAAAAACGCCACGUGAGUGGAUGUUACUUUUUCUAAGAGAGUCGCCAUCGUUUCAGUCACAUUAACACCACUUGGUCUUUAAACAUGAGUUUUCAUGAAUUGUGUCAUCAGUGAUGAUGCGUCAAGUUUUUCUAAUGCAGUAACGGCUGACGACAGGAGAACAGCCCGUUUCAUGUCUACCUAGUCAGAGAUGCUCUUCUAGCCCAGUGCCAGAAGAUGAGGAAACAAACCAAACUGAUGUACAAACUGCCUUACUAGAAUAUUCCUUUGUUUUUAAUGUUUAUGCUUUUUUUGACAAAAAUAAAAGAGUAUGAAUGCUAA
Molecule: messenger RNA, 3055 nt
Organism: Thalassophryne amazonica
Lineage: Eukaryota; Metazoa; Chordata; Actinopteri; Batrachoidiformes; Batrachoididae
Gene: arpc5b
Product: actin related protein 2/3 complex, subunit 5B
Exons: 4
Coding region: 120-572 (150 amino acids)
Biological process (GO): Arp2/3 complex-mediated actin nucleation; cell migration; regulation of actin filament polymerization
Cellular component (GO): Arp2/3 protein complex; cytoplasm; actin cytoskeleton
Molecular function (GO): actin filament binding
Source: RefSeq, a predicted model, not a curated record